Globicephala melas (long-finned pilot whale) is the source of this 4852-nucleotide messenger RNA. It is a transcript of the gene PLLP, whose product is annotated as plasmolipin. NCBI's taxonomy places the organism in Eukaryota, Metazoa, Chordata, Mammalia, Artiodactyla, Delphinidae. Gene Ontology annotation, cellular component: membrane. The record is from RefSeq and is a predicted model, not a curated record. Gene Ontology annotation, molecular function: structural constituent of myelin sheath. Gene Ontology annotation, biological process: myelination.
GCGCCAGAGAGGCAUUCGGCAGGGAGCCGGUAGUUGCCCGCUCUGCUAGCGGCCGCCAGUUUAUCCCGAGGCUCGGAAGCUAAGGGUGAGGAGGGAGCGAAGGAGCGGUCAAAGCUGCCGCGAAUGCGGGGGAUAUUGUCAGCAGGCGGCUUUCCCGGGGAGAGAAACUGGAGGCUAUCUAGGCUGGUUCUGGUGGGGCCAUCUCAUUGACGCGGCCUCAGUUUCCGCGUCAAAGAGAUGGCGACUUGAUGUGGCUCCGGGAUGGACCGGCGGGCGGUGUGCGAAGGGUUAAAGGGGAGGGUUUCGUGGAGAGGGCGGGGCCGGGAUUCCGGCCGCACCUGGCGGCUCCGGACUGCUCGCCCAGACGCCGCACGUAGCCCCGGGAGCCGAAUCGCGAGCGCGAGUCUCCUCGGAGGAGCCGCGCAGAAGCCGGCACCCGCCGCGGGGAGGGGCGGCGACGGCGGCGGGAGCAACCUGUGGAGGCGAGCGGAGCCGCCAUGGCUGAAUUCCCGUCUAAAGUGAGCACGCGGACCAGCAGCCCGGCGCAGGGAGGCGGCGCCGCGGUUUCGGCGCUGCGCCCAGACUUGGGCUUCGUGCGCUCCAGCCUCGGGGCGCUCAUGCUGCUGCAGUUGGUGCUGGGGCUGCUGGUGUGGGCCCUGAUUGCCGACACCUCGUACCACCUGUACCCGGCCUAUGGCUGGGUGAUGUUUGUCGCUGUCUUCCUCUGGCUGGUGACAAUCGUCUUCUUCAUCCUCUACCUGUUUCAGCUGCACAUGAAGCUAUACAUGGUGCCUUGGCCGCUGGUGUUAAUGAUAUUUAAUGUGGGCGCCACCGUUCUCUACAUCACGGCCUUCAUCACCUGCUCUGCUUCGGUUGAACUGACGUCCCUGAAGGGCACCCGGCAGUACAACCAGCGUGCAGCUGCCUCCUUCUUUUCGUGUUUAGUGAUGAUUGCCUAUGGAGUGAGCGCUUUCUUCAGCUUCCAGGCCUGGCGAGGAGUAGGCAGCAAUGCAGCCACCAGUCAGAUGGCUGGCGGCUAUGCCUAAACCAUUGGUGCCAUGGGCCACCCUGGGCCUGAAGGCUGUAGCCUGGUCCCUGUGCAGGUGGCCCCGCAAGCCCGAAGCCUGAGCCCUGCAUGGAGUCAGCCCGGAAGGGACUACACUUGCUCUUCUCUGCUCAUCAGACUCCUUGGGCUCACCCCACACUCCCAAGGAAUCAGGAUCCUUCCUCUGGCAGGCGCAUGGGCUGGAAGAGAGGCCAACAGCCAAGACCUCUCCAUCCUCCAUAUUCAGCAGAAGGUGAUGGGGGAUACAGGACUCUCUCUGCUUUGUCUUUAGGACUUCGGUGUCCAAGGCUGGGAGCCAGCCUUCUCAUUGGCACUAAAUACACUAACAAUGACUCCAGACUUGCAGCCCACCAUAGAAUAUGCCUAACAAGCAGCAAUUAUUUAUCUCUGUUUUUGUUCUGGGAAGCUGAGCAAAUUCAUGAAACCGUUCUGAUUCCUUAAAACAUAAUCCUGGCCUGACCCUCCGCCAAGCUAGCACGUCACUUGUAGGGAAACAUGUCGAAAGAGGGUUAUGAUGCUGACAGCAUGGUCUUCCUUUCCUACAUUUCAGACAUACCAGUUAUUUUAAACAAAUCAGUUUUAAGUGACUUCUCAAUGAUGAAAAGCUUAUCCAGGUUUCCCUCCCUUUCCCAAGCCUUGUUUGUAGUUUUCCCUUUGGGAAAAGCUAACAUCAAUGCCGACUGCCUCCUUGACACUGUUAAUCAGGCACCUGGGACAUGAGGGAGGGAGGGAGGUAAAGCAAGGCCUUGCUAGUGAGUUGUCCUGUGCUUGGUGGCGACUUUGUUGUUUUUGUUUUUUUACAAAAAUAAAGAUGAAAGAACUUAUUUGGAAACGAUGUUGGGGAAUCACGGUUCUAGAUGCUUAUAAACUCCAGGUAGCUGCAGCAUAAGUCAGUACAGUCAGCCCUCCAUAUCCAUGGGUUUCACAUCUGAGGAUUCAACCAAUCAGUUGAUAUGCAGGGUCAGCUGUAUUCAAAAUACUCGCCAUUUUACAUAAGGGACUUGAGCACAGAUGCUCAAGUCCCUUAAGCAUCUGUGGGUUUUGGUAUCCCCAGCGGUCCUGGAACCAGUGCCCCACGGAUACCAAGGGACAACCGUACAAAGGUUCCAAAUGCCUAUUUAAAGGCAGUUCCAGUCCUGGAGUCCCUCAGCACCACCAGCCACUUCUUUGACCUGAGGUAGGAUGACCAACUUCCUGCCUGCUUUGCUGGGACAGCCCCGUUUAUGCCGCUUGUCAUGGCAUAAAUUUAAUAGCACCCCUUUUUAUUCUGAAAAGGGUCUCAGUUUAACAGUAAAUCAUUUAGUCAUCUUGAUGAACUUAAGAUUGCCAUAAUGUCACCUACCUUGACAGUUUGUGAACAGUAAAUCAUUUAGUCAUCUUGAUGAACUUAAGAUUGCCAUAAUGUCGCCUACCUUGACAGUUUGUGAAGUUCAGAGAUCAGAUAAUCCAAGUGCCUGAUGCGCGGAGCUGCUACAGACAGUAGAGAGAGGGGAGAGCAGCAAAGAGGGGGAGUCCUUCUGAACUUAUUUUCCCACCACAGCACAACAUGCUCUGAAUAAUGAGCCACAGGCAUUUCUGGGCACCCCUUGGUCCUGUCUUAAAAAACUGGGAACAAUUAAAAUGUACUAGAUUCAAACAGUUGCAGAUGAGCUGCUCCAUUGCGAAGGGUGGGGGGGGAGGACUAAGUCUGAUACCCAUGUCCCAUUUGGGUCCCAGGCCUAGUUUGUGCCUGUUGUCCUGGUGUGAGUUAAUAGCAUCCCUUUUUACUCUCCAGUGUCUCAGAGUUUGAAUAACAAAUUAUAGUCAUUCUAGAAUUAAGCCAUAAAAGGAUAGUUUUAAGGAAGACCAACCGAUUUUCUUUUGAGGCUUAAGAGAAAACAAAAUCCUUGGCAAGUCUUACCAGGUUUCUGACACCCUAAAACACUGCCUAUUUUGGUGGAGAUGUUAACACUCUUUGUCAAACAACUACCUGUUGGUUCAGGCCAAUGCAUCCCCCAGUCCUUAGCCCCUGGCCCUGCAGUUUGGGUGAACAGUGCUUCCCAUGGCUGAGGAGGCCUAAGCAAUAGGAGGAGGCAAAUGUCUCCUGAGGCUAGGUCUGCACGUGGGGCCUUCUCAUCCCAACCAUCCCUGAGCCCCUCUGAAGGUGGGACAUGAUGAGCUAAGUUCCUGAGCAGACCGGAGAGAGUUCUAGUUUGUUUUAAAAAAAUCAGAAAGCCUGUUUUCUAAUGUGAAGCUACAACAGACGUGCCUGCUUUUUUUCUGAGUGGAAAAGGAUGAAAAAGAACCAUUUGCCUUUUUUGUUCACUUUUCAUAAUUUCAUCUUUGUCCACCUGCCUUUUCUCAGCCAGACUGAAUAGAGGGAUUCUUCAUCAAGUGCUUCCAACAUGCCUGGCCUGCGAUGGGCAGUCCCGUUUAUAAAAAGAGCAAGAAGGGUAGGCAAGGCCAGGAGACGAAGUGUUUUAAAAGACUUCGUCUUGAAAGACCAAAGUACUGAUAACCUGAUGGCAGCAGCAAUAGUAAAGAAGGGAUGACUCAUUUAGAAUGAUGGUUUUUGUUUUUUUCAAAACACCUGAAAUUUUACUCAUGGUACAAAAGUAUUUAAUAAGCGCCACGUUGGUACAGAAAAACGCACAGCCUACAGCUAGCUCAUCCUUUAAAACCAGAACAGCCAAGUGAAAAGUCAGUAGAGAGUCUUAUUUUUACUUUAAAAAUAAAAAAAGCAACAAAAAAACAACUAAGGUAUACAUUGGGAAUUGAACUACUAUAGUUUUUCUUUCUAGAGAGGUGACAUCCAUGUUUUCUGGUCAGUAAUGUUCUAUCAAAACAUUGUACUAAACCAGUGUACUAAAUCCAAGCAGACAGAUGACCAGUAAAGCUGUUUGCUAUCUCCUACUGAGCUAGACCAGUGGAACACUAUCUUGGUAGGAUUAUUUUGACAGCAAGAAGGAAGUGCACAGCCCCUACCCCAACAGAAAACCUAAGGAGCUGUUCUACAUAGAAAGGGUUUUAAGCAAACCUGCACAAAUACUAACAUGCUCUAAGAAAAGGAAACCUUUUAGACCACUUCCAGCAUACAUUCAUUGGUGCCCAGUAAAACAGGAACACCAACAUGGAAAGCAUUUUUGCUUUCAUAGCACUAACAGCUAAAAAGCACACAGCAAUAUAAUACUUUGAUCUUGAAGUGGGUAAUCAUGGAAGUUCCAAGAUUAUAUCCACUAGGUUAGCCUGAGUAUUCAUUUAUAAAAAUGUUUUCAAAAACACAUAAAUGAGAGUUAUAGAAACAAUGGGACUACAUCAGGACCAGUAGAAGACAGUAAAGUGAUACGAGGACUGUACGUGUAAGACUAGGAACUGAUUUUCACAAGUACCUUUUUAGGUAAAGGACAACUCUCUAAGUCGAUUCCUACCUCCAAGACUAGCUGUGAUAGUAGGAGUUUCAGAAAUCUUGAGAUGGGUACCUAGCUUGAGUUAAACCCUAGAUAAAUACUCCCAGUCAAAAACCCCACUGAGGCUGCAGGACUGAAACUCUGACCCAUAUAAAAAGCUGUGAGUGCACAAAAAGCCUGGUGGGAGGGCUUCCCUGGUGGCGCAGUGGUUGAGAGUCCGCCUGCCGAUGCAGGGGACACGGGUUCGUGCCCUGGUCCGGGAAGAUCCCACAUGCUGCGGAGCGGCUGGGCCCAUGAGCCAUGGCCGCUGAGCCUGUGCGUCCGGAGCCUGGGCUCCGCAACGCGAGAGGCCACAGCAGUGAGAGGCCCGCGUACCGCAAAAAAAAAAAAAAAAAAAGCC